UGUACGCUGGUCUGGUAACACUUGAAAAUAAAAUUGCCAGCAAUUGUGAAAUAAAAAUCAUUUGUCUCGCUUUUAUUAACAAAUACUCGCAUUAAAUAAAGUAAACUCGUCAUCAGAACAUAUUUAAAGAUAUGGGGGAUACCAAUGAUAAGCUGGCGCAGAACAACUCGCAAAUGGAAGACGCUACAACUGAAAUUUUUGGAAUUAACUUUCUGUUGGAAAAGGAGAAGCGCAAUCAGGCGACUUUGCUUGAAAAAUUGAAAACGCACGACCAAUCGACACAAGUGACCAUCCAGAAUCUUCAGCAGAAACUCUAUGAGCUUCAGAAGGGCCGUGAGCUGUUGCUUAAUCAACUUGUGGAAAAGGAACUUUCAUACAAAAUCGACACGGAAGAGCUGAAGGCAGUUCUAGAUGAUCCUGGUGACGACCAUACUUGCAUUAUCUGUCUAUCUCCUUGGGAAUCGACUGGGCCUCAUCGUGUAGCCUCGCUGCCCUGUGGACAUCUAUAUGGGAUGUCCUGCAUAAGACUAUCUGUACGCCGAACGGAAUUCUGCCCGAAGUGCAGAGUUCCAGCACGUUAUUUCGUCUUGCCCGAUAUUCGCCCAGAAUAA
Molecule: messenger RNA, 611 nt
Organism: Drosophila obscura
Lineage: Eukaryota; Metazoa; Arthropoda; Insecta; Diptera; Drosophilidae
Exons: 2
Coding region: 132-611 (159 amino acids)
Biological process (GO): protein ubiquitination; interstrand cross-link repair
Cellular component (GO): nucleus
Molecular function (GO): ubiquitin protein ligase activity
Source: RefSeq, a predicted model, not a curated record